AUGGCAUCAGAGAGUCAUCUACCAAUCAUUAACCCCUUAGAGGACAGCCCGGCAUCGGUUAUCCCGACAUUAGAGCCAGCAACUGCUGAAGAAAAUAGAAUAUUGCGUCUCCGCAUGUUGGAGAUGUGGGACGCUUGGUCUAACGGCAGAGAACCGCCCAGUGCAAUCCCUGGAUUUCCCGAACUGAUUCCCAAGACAAGUGGAACCUCCAACGUCCCUAUAACCAACCCGUUCACCCCGUUCGGAUACCCCACUAUAUCAAGUCAUCUCACCGGCACGCCUUCUGAGGUUCGCCCCCAGGCACUAUUUUCGGGAGUAUCUUCUACAAUGUUCACCGCACCACCAACCUCUACUACAGCACAGCCAACAGUGCCCAGGCCAGGUUUCGAGCCGUCAGCCUUUACAUUCCAAGUGCCACAAUUUCAACUGGACACGGCUCAUGUCACCCCAAACUCCUACCCUCAGCACCCUCGGUAUGAGUCUACCCUGGAACAACAGAGAACUGUGAAGAACCCCGAGCAAGAAGAGAUAACUCGGAAAAUGAACAGCAUCGAACAAAGUCUCAAGAACAUGCAAGGCUUGAGUAGCCAGAAGAGUGUUUCCUAUGCCGACCUGUGCAUGUUUCCUCAUGUUCAUCUGCCCGUCGGCUUUAAGAUGCCAAAAAUCGAAAAGUAUGACGGGCAUGGACACCCGAUUGCCCAUUUGAAAAAAUACUACAUCUCCCACUGGCGCAUAUGGGAUGACUUGGCCCGAGACUUUGUCAGACAGUUCCAGUAUAAUGUGGACCUAGCUCCAGACAGAAACUCUUUGUCCAAUCUCAAAAAGAAAUCUUCAGAAAGCUUCCGAGAAUACGCUAUCAAAUGGUGUGAACAAGUGGCCAGGGUAAAACCCCCAAUGGAUGAGGCCGAGAUGUUUGAAAACGGGUCUUAUCAUGAGCCAAUCAGCUAUAAGAGCCACUUCUCAAGCAAUCAGAGCGGGUCAGGGGGUGUGCUAAACCGGAAAAAGAAAGAAGAGGGAGCAAUGAUGGCUUUAAGUUUGAGAAAUCCUCAUCAAUCCCGAGGUUACUUUGGUUCCCCUUCCAGCACCUCGCAACAUUACUAUCCUCACCAAGAUGCGGCAUAUGCCAUGACUCCUCAUCCUUAUGCAUCUCUUCCCAAAGUUGGUCCAAACGGGCCUGUUACAGCCCGUACCUCCAAACAGGAAAGACCUAGAGUCACCGUCCUACCGGCCUGUACCAGAUGUGCUUAUCACUCAGUGGCGGAAGGGCACGACACUGAAGAUUGUUGGACUUUUAAGAGAGCGGUUGAAAAUCUGAUAGAACAGAAGCGGGUAGUUUUGAGGGAUGAAGAAGUCCCCAAUGUAACUAAUAACCCAUUGCCGACUCACAACAACGGGCUAGUCAUUGGGAUGAUCUGUGAGGACAAAGAAUUUGACCCAGCUUUGAAGGCUAUCAUUGCUAUCGCCGACGUAGAAAAGAAACCCAAAGCGGUAGCAAAGCAAGCCAAGAAUGAGAAAAAGAUCAAAUCCACUCCCCAAAGCACAGAAAAGGCUAUGGAAACCAUGAUAGGGGCAGCACCUCCUAAAAAUGCCGUUCUCUAUGUACCCAGGGCCCCCAGAAAGGAACAGUUCGUGUUAAGUCCUCCCAAAAGGUUUGAGCAAAACAAGGUUACGUUGAAGGUACCAAAGAUCCACGCACCACAGAAUCCCAUGAAAGACCCCACUGCCAUCCCUUGGAACUACAAUAAAGCAGUGGUGACGUACAAAGGAAAAGAAAUCAUGGGGGGAGUAAAUGAAACGUACCCGUCUGGGAAGUACCUCAACUUAGAAGAAUUGAACAAGACAAAGCAGAAGUGUUUUCCUCUUAAAAAGUCGGUCAGUGCUGAAGAAGCAGAGGAAUUCUUCCGAAAGAUGAAAACCUCAGACUACGUUGUAAUUGAUCAACUCAGGAAGUCCCCCUCUCAGGUCUCACUUUUGUCCCUGAUGAUAAGCUCGAAGCAUCAGAAAGUGCUGUUAAAGACGCUUAAUGAGGCAUAUGUUCCAGUCGAAACCACUGUUGAACAAUUGGAAAGAAUGGCGGAACAAUUUUUUGAAGUCAACCGGAUCUCAUUCAGUUGA
This is a messenger RNA of Nicotiana attenuata, 2115 nucleotides long. RefSeq lists its product as uncharacterized. The coding region runs from base 1 to 2115 and encodes 704 amino acids. Lineage: Eukaryota; Viridiplantae; Streptophyta; Magnoliopsida; Solanales; Solanaceae. The record is from RefSeq and is a predicted model, not a curated record. The transcript has 5 exons.